Messenger RNA from Oryzias melastigma (Indian medaka), 1693 nucleotides. It is a transcript of the gene chid1, whose product is annotated as chitinase domain containing 1. The coding region runs from base 266 to 1426 and encodes 386 amino acids. The record is from RefSeq and is a predicted model, not a curated record. Lineage: Eukaryota; Metazoa; Chordata; Actinopteri; Beloniformes; Adrianichthyidae. Gene Ontology annotation, molecular function: chitin binding; oligosaccharide binding. Gene Ontology annotation, biological process: carbohydrate metabolic process. The transcript has 12 exons. Gene Ontology annotation, cellular component: extracellular region.
UGACGUUUCACAAACACGUUGAGCUAAAUUGUACUUAAACCUCACGACAGACAAACAACGCUACAUUUAUCACAAAAAUAAGGCUUUUAUUUUUUUGUCUAGAAUAUAAAGAAGUAAACAAUUUGAACCAUUCACGUCGGAAGGGUCAUAUGCUGCUUUUUAUUUUGACAGGUCUCUGCCUACGAGGAAGAAAUCACCUGCUCUGCAAACAGGAAGACCCAUAGCCAGACAGUUUUCAUUUGAAUGCCCAUUUUUCUAUUAGAAAAUGAAGACGAGUUUGUUAUUGCUGUAUGUUGUUUGUUGCUGCUCCCUGGUCGGUGCCACUCUUUCAAAAACGGACCCAAAGAAGUCCUUUAAAGCUGAGGCUGAGACCUCUCCAGCCGAGCUGUCUGUGUUGGAGAGAGGCCUUGUAGUCUCUGAUCUGCUCUGGAAAGACAUAGUGAAGGAGGAGAAGAGGUACUGUGCUCACAUCAAGAAGACCUUUCAAGGACCAGUGCUGGGAUACAUCACACCAUGGAAUUCUCACGGCUACGACAUCGCAAAGACAUUUGGCCCCAAAUUCACAUCCGUGUCUCCAGUUUGGCUCCAGCUCCACCGGCGAGGACCAGAAACGUUUGACGUGACAGGACUCCAUGACCACGAUCCUGGUUGGGUCAAAGCUGUACGCAAGUCAAACAAAAAAGUGCGAAUGGUUCCUCGGCUGUUAUUUGACGGCUGGUCCUACCAGGACUACAUGAGCGUGUUGGGAAGCGAAGAUGAAAUUGAGGAGCUGGCUGGGGAGCUGGUGGACGUUGCAAAGACAGAAGGUUUUGAUGGAUUCACUCUCGAAAUUUGGAGCCAGCUUGGAGGAAACAAAAGAAAGGAGCUGGUUCAUUUAGUCAAACACAUCUGUGAGACUUUAAAGGACAAAAGAUUAGACUGCAUUCUUGUUAUUCCGCCAGCUCUGACAAGCAAUGGACAACCAGGGAUGUUCGGCAGAGAAGAAUUUGAGCAGUUGGCCCCUUUUGUGGAUGGAUUCAGCCUCAUGACAUAUGACUACUCAAACGGUGCAAGACCAGGCCCAAGCGCUCCUCUGCCCUGGGUCAGAGAUUGCGUUCUUCAGCUUGCUCCCAGCACCGAGUGGAGGCAAAAAAUCCUGCUUGGACUGAAUUUGUAUGGUCUGGAUUUUUCAAGCCAGGGAACGGAGCCGAUCCUGGGGACAAGGUUGAUUGAAAUUCUCAGAGAGCACAGACCAAAGCUUCUUUGGGAUGAAUAUGCUGCAGAGCAUUAUUUCAACUACAAAAGGAACAAUGCAGUCAAACAUGUGGUGUAUUAUCCAUCUUUAAAGUCAAUCAACAUGAGGAUCUCGUUAGCCAGUGAACUGGGAACAGGAAUAUCCUUGUGGGAACUGGGACAAGGACUGGACUAUUUCUAUGACCUGCUAUAGUGCAGGAUUGAUCUCUUUUUGUUGAACACAGAACUCUUUUAUUCAAACAUGGAUUUGUUAAUGUUUAAUGUGUUUGAGGGUUCAUGACAUUGAUAUGAAAUAUUGUUGAAACCAUCUAGUUGGUUUUAAAAGUGCUGGAAUCCAAAAAAAAGGAGAAUUUUGGGUACUUUAUUGUGAUUUGUUGAAAGUGCAAUAAUUCUUUUCCACAGAAAGAUGCAUGAUCAUCAGAAUGUACGCAUUAAAAUGAAAAGCUUGUCCUUGUUCACA